Culicoides brevitarsis is the source of this 4269-nucleotide messenger RNA. RefSeq names its product exportin-5 (gene Ranbp21). The coding region runs from base 173 to 3880 and encodes 1235 amino acids. Gene Ontology annotation, cellular component: cytoplasm; nucleus; RNA nuclear export complex. Gene Ontology annotation, molecular function: RNA binding; nuclear export signal receptor activity; small GTPase binding. Lineage: Eukaryota; Metazoa; Arthropoda; Insecta; Diptera; Ceratopogonidae. Gene Ontology annotation, biological process: protein export from nucleus; RNA export from nucleus. The record is from RefSeq and is a predicted model, not a curated record. The transcript has 7 exons.
GCUCGUAUCGCAUCGUGUCUGAGGGUUUUUCGUGUAUUUAAUUGAAAAUUUACCGAAUUCAAGCAGAUUUUGUUGAAAAUUUUUGUUACAAAGGAAUGUCCUGGCGCAAAUCGUAGCCUACAAAAGCUUAAAUUGAGCUGAUUUUUUGAAAGACUUGAAGCAUCCCGGAACUAUGGAUCACGGCACAAAUGUCUCUGAAUUGGCGGCGGAACUUGCGAGAGCUGUCGAAGUAACGCUUUCGCCAGCUGCAUCGCAGCAACAACGAAUGGAAGCUUAUGUGGCAUGUGAAAAAUUCAAAGAAGUUUCGCCCUUGUGUCCUCAAGCGGGAUUUUUUCUCGCAAAUAAUCCACAAUUCUCGAGUGUUGUGAAGCAUUUCGGGCUGCAACUCGUCGAACAUACGAUCAAAUUCAACUGGAACAACAUUUCGCAGCAGGAAAAGGUCUUUAUCAAGGAAAGUUCGAUGAAAUUAUUGCACGAGGGCGUCGGUUUGGCACAAGAUCAGUCGGUAGCUCACAUCAAAGACGCCCUUUCGCGAAUUAUUGUGGAAAUGAUUAAACGUGAAUGGCCCCAGCAAUGGACAACGUUGCUGGUUGAACUUUCGGAGGCAUGCACAAAAGGCGAAGCUCAAACGGAAUUAGUUCUUUUGAUAUUUUUGCGACUUGUGGAGGAUGUUGCCUUGUUACAUACCAUCGAAUCGAAUCAGCGUCGCAAAGACAUUUAUCAAGCACUUACCAACAAUAUGGGAGAAAUUUUCGACUUUUUCCUCCGGCUAAUUGAGCAACAUGUCAACGAAUUUCGUAAAUACUCAUCGAUGCAAGACCCACAAAAGGCGAUGGCCAAUUCUCGGGUUGUGCAAGUUGCUCUUCACACCCUCGGGGGAUUCGUGGAUUGGGUGACAAUUAAGCAUAUAAUGGCAGGAAAUGGUCGUUUAUUGCAAAUUUUGUGCAUUUUAUUGAGCGACGUGGAUUUCCAGGCACCCGCUGCCGAAUGUUUAAUCCAAAUUGCCAGUCGCAAGGGCAAUAUCAAAGAUCGCAAGGAACUUUUGGUGCUUUUUAGCGAAGAUGCGUUGUCAUAUAUUUACCGAAGCGCCGUUCAAACAAAUCAAAUGGGAAGCGAAGCUUAUUAUCAAUUCCUGAAAAAAUUAGCACAAGUACUCACAGGGCUCUGUAGUCAACUUACCGCGAUGUGGGGUAAAGAAGAGACAAAAGACGACAUUCGUCCCACGAAUUUCCGUCUUUUUUUGGAAACGAGUUUGAUUUUGCUGAAGCAUGCCAGUUACACAUUAACUCAUUAUGGGGCACUAAUUUGGCUUUCGAUGAUGAAACACGAUCAAAUUUCGAAAGAUCCUACCUUUGUCGAGUACAUACCGCAAGUGAUAAAUUUAGUAGGACCGAAAAUUAUCAAAGUUUUUUAUCCGGCAACGCGUCCCACGGAGAUUUCGAUGCAUCCGCAGGUCUUUGCGAGUAUCGAUUAUGACAGUGAGGAGGAAUAUUUUUCGUUUUUUGCGAGAUGUCGAUCGGAUUUGCUCGAUAUCUUUCGGCAGAGUACUUUGAUAACGCCGCUCGUGACUUUUGGGUAUUGCGAGCAGUGGUUGACGUUGCGCCUGCAAAAAGCUCCUGCCGAACAAACGACUUGCAGUAUUCGAGAUCCCGCAUAUUUGGAAUGGGAUGCCAUUGUGAUGACGUUGGAGAGUGUUUUGUCGCGCAUUUUGAUGGUUACGGAGCGUCCCAGCGUCGCAACUGGCUUGCGACUUCUCGAAAGUUGUUUGAAGAUCGAUUCGCCGGAUCCGCUGAUCGUUUCGAUCUUGUUGUCGUGCAUCUCGUCGCUUUUUGUGUUCCUAAGUAUGUCAUCGUGUCAAAUAACCGCGAAUAAUUGCGUUGCUAUGAGCGGCGUUGCGUUGUUGCCAAAAGUUCUCGAGAAGAUUUUUUCGACUUUUAUGUUUCCGGAUCCGGGACAUGCGAAAAGCAAUCAAUCGACGGCGGUGAAGCAACUUCGGAGACAUGCGGCAUCAUUAAUGGUGAAAAUUGCAUUGAAAUAUCCCCUGUUGCUGUUGCCAAUUUUCGAUCAGAUUCAUGCUUCGGUGCAAGCGUUGGCACGUCAAACGGAUUUAUUGACAAGCGGGGAGCUGAUUCAACUGCAAGAAGCGCUUUUGUUGAUUUCCAAUCAUUUUUGUGACUACGAGAGACAAAGCACUUUCGUACUAGAUGUGAUUCGCCCGGCAGCAACGCAAUGGAUGACACUUUCAGCUGUUCUAAAAUCCCCUCAGGCAUUCAUCGAGUUCGUUGGAUUGAAUCAGCAACCGAUAAAUCCGCCCACGGAAGAUGGUUUCAGUGCGAAUCGAGGACAAAUUAUCAACGCCAUCACAUUAACUCUGGGGAUACUGAAGAGAUGCGCAUGGCCCGAGGAUCCCGAUCGUGCACAACGCGGAGGAUUCGUUGUGGCAUACACAGAAUCGGGUAAUCCGAUAUUUAGAAAUCCAGCAACGGCGCAUAUUGUUCCGUUGUUGCCGCAUAUUUUGGCACUUUUGAGAGUUUUGAAUGAGUUGUACAAGCCGGAAGCGUUGAUGGCGAUCUCAGCAGGGUACAAACAGGCAAAUAGCUUGCCGGAUACGGAGAAAAAAGUGUUGAUGGGAAUUACGGCGGUGUUGACGGACCCAAUGGAUCCGAAUUUGAAGCCGCCAUCAACUGCGGAGGAAAGAAUGCAAAAGUUUUUACAUAACGUUUACGAGAAUAUGUAUCAUUUAAUUGGAGCUACAGGUCCAACAUUAGGACGUGACUUAUACGCGAUUCCCGGAUUGUCAACAGUACUCAUCGAAAGUAUCUUCACAUCAUUGGAAUAUGUUCCUGAUUAUCGUUUGCGACCAAUUGUGCGAGUUUUCUUCAAGGCAUUUGUCUAUUCCUGUCCUCCUGCAUGCUACGAAUCCGUUCUUUUGCCAAUUUUCGCACAUUUAACACCUUUCAUGCUUAAUCGACUAACGACACGUUGGCAAUAUAUCAUGCGCUUGUACGAGUCUGGCGACUUGGGCGAAGACAUCACAGACACGCAAGAGGUAAUCGAAGACUUGCUAAAUCGCUCAAUGACGAAAGAAUACUUGGAAACACUGAAAACGGGACUUGUUGGCGGUACGUUGAACAUUAACAACCAAAAUCAGGAAGCAAAUGCAGCAAGUGGCAUGGAAACUGGCAUGGAUGUGCAAGAGGAACAUUCGAUGGAUGGAGCGGCACCUGCUUUAUCUCGUGCCACGCAAUCCGCAAUGACGAGUGAUGUUAUCAACGACUUGGGUUCGCAGCUUUUACGAUCGCCAUAUACCUCGUCGCCAAUUGUUAUGACAAUUUUAAGCAUUCUAUCAUGGAACGACAGCAUGUGCUCAUUAAAAGCCACUCAACUCACAGCGCCCGUCGUGCGUUUCCUUUCUGCCGAACAACUUCUCACUCCGGCACUUGCUUCAAACAUCAUCGCUGCCAUUUUACAGGCACUCCAACUGCACGGGCAACAUGAUUGCAAUCAAGCUGCCCUCAUCACACUCGGCGUACAAACGUACGAAAUCCUACGUCCCAAAUUUCCCAAUAUCAUGGAUGUCAUGCAACAAAUCCCGAAUAUUAGCACGUCAGACAUCCAAAAACUCGAUGAGAAAAUUAGCGUGCACGCCACGACAAAAGGCAACAAAAUUGACAAAGCCAAGAAAGACUUGUUCCGGAAAAUUACGUCGCAACUCAUAGGACGCAAUUUGGGACAAUUGUUCAAAAAAGAAGCCAAAAUCGCGGAUUUGCCGGCUUUGAAUGUGUCGACGACACGGAACGUAAGCAACUUUAGCAAUUUGCUGGACACGAGUAAAGAGACUGGAAUCACGCAACUUUUCAUGUCUAACAAUCCGAGCUAGUGCAACGCUUCGAACUCGGCAAAAAACGAGACUUUAUAAAAAAAAAACAAUUUCUUAGAUCUAACGAUUUAAAUAUACUAUAGGAAUAUUUAAUUAAUUAGUCGAAAUAAUAAUCAAAAAUUUAUAGAGAGCCACAAUGUUAAUUUUUUUUCAAAAUUAUUAUUUAGAAAUUUGAACAAUGGAUUGGACACAGAGAGAUACGCUGCUGCCAUAAAUUCUUUUGAACCAAAAAAAUCUUUCAUUCCAUUGAAGAAAACGUUGAAAUGUUAAAGCAAUCCUCUUUUUUUAAUGUAAUUAAUUUAUAGUUGUUUGAUAAUUUUAUAUGUUAAUGAAUGAUGAGUUAUUUAUAUCAAGAAAAAAAAAUCAUGGAAUAAAAUCGAAAUAAUCAA